GGCAUGUGUAUUAUAUGGGCAUGUGCACCCACACUUAGGGAUGGGCAAAUGGAAAAAAAAAAUUCGAUAUAUAUCGUAUCGACAUUUUUAAAUGUAUCGAUAUAAUGUGACUAUUACUUGUAUUGAUUUGAAGACUUACUUGUUUCAAAUAAAGGGUGGCAUUCAAUGGUGAUAUUAAUUCAUUCACUACAUUUAUCGAUCUCGAUCUAUAAUCUUCGUAAGUAACCCUAAUAAAAAAUGAAAUGGAUUUAUAAAAUUCACCGUUGAGAUUUUUUUUUUGCAUAAAUAUUACAAAUAUUGUAAUAUAUGUAACGUUUAAAAUCAGAACACACAUAUAUUAUUAAUUUUAUCCCUUCGUUAUACCUCAAAUUCCAUAAAGAGGCAGUAUUUCAAAAAAUAAAGAAACCACAAAAAUUUAUUUCACUAAAUGGCAGCACAAACUGUUGGAUAUUGUUCAUUGUUGACUCAACAUUUGGCUGUAUGGCUUAGUUCCUUCGCCUGUUCCAUGGACGAAACUACUACUAUUAUUGUUAAUUGUUCUGUAUCUCAGUCCUAGAUGGCGUUUUAUUUUGUUUUAGUACGUGUUUUAAGAGUAUAACUAAUUCUUUAUCUGUGAUCAAAGAUUACAAUAUUAUACUGGUCUGUGAUCGUAUUAUACAUAGUAACUGUGAUUGUUUUUAUAUUUAAACAAAAUAAAUAAAACAAGAUAUUUCAAGUUUAUGUUUUAAGUCCAUACCAAAACUGUGUUUUAAGAAUAAUCCAUCAACUAAUUUAUAACCUCUACGAAGACAAUUUUAUCCAAAAAAAUAAAUAAUAUAUUAAAUUAACGUAUUAUAUUAUAACGUAUUUAAUUUCCUAUUAAAUAAUGGGUGUUACAGUUUUGCAGCCGUAUCCCGUGCCGGAAAAUAAAACUGGAACUUAUGUCAUAGAAUUACUAACAAAGCGGAUAUUAGCACUCGGCGCAUCACAACAAGGGCAGUUUCUUGUCGAUUGUGAGAGUUAUUUAUCACAUCCGCAAAUGGGUACAACUAAAACAGUGCAUAUUCUACACAACUCUGAACAACCUGCAUCAGUCUUCUCAAUCUUAGAAAGUGGUACAAAGAAUAUCCAUGUGAUUGCGGAUGGGUUAUUUGAUUUACUUAUGAUGAAACUCUCGCAACACUAUACUUCAAAGAAGCAGACAAAGAUAGAGAGCAAAGGGCCCAGGUUUGAACUGGGAGAUUUCUGUGUAAAGCUGGGCUCGGUGACAAUGAAUCAGAACUUCAAAGGAAUACUCAUUGAGGUGGAAUACAGGCCAUGUGUUAUGGCGAAUGCUGUCUGGGGUCUGCUUCGUGAGUUCCUUCAAGACACCAAUGGAGCCACGCUCGAGAGGAUGGAGUGCGGCAUAGACAAUUCCCCGGAAGUGGUGGUUGGCAGCGACGUUCCAUUGAACACUUAUCCUUGGGUUGGAAUACUUUACUAUAUUGGUCAUGACUUAACAGGUGAAGUGAGAGCGGUGACUACCGUUGUCCUAAUACAACAGGAGUUCGUGAUAGGACCCGCGGCCGAUAUCGGGCCCAUGCCAAAGCAUGACUUCCGUAAAAAUACGCGUGUGAUAUUAGGGGAUGGCUGGAGGGGUGAAGAGCUGCGCGUACGCAACUACGUAAUUCAUCCAGAGUACGGAGAAACACUCAAUACUGUUGCACUCGUACAACUCAAGAAUAUUGUUAGAUCUAGUUAG
This is a messenger RNA of Diatraea saccharalis (sugarcane borer), 1720 nucleotides long. The record is from the annotation of a GenBank genome assembly. NCBI's taxonomy places the organism in Eukaryota, Metazoa, Arthropoda, Insecta, Lepidoptera, Crambidae.